AUGGUGUCCAUCCUAAAGAAACUUUUUUCUUAUGGGAUGAGCCCAGAUACAACAAUUCCAGACAAUAUAACUGUUUCUCAACCAUCUGGACCUUUAAUGGUUGAAGAGCAUUAUUACUAUAAUACUUUUGAUAAUAAAAUUAUCGAUGAACUUCAAAAGAAACAAAGCAAAUCUAACAAAGUUAGUAUCGCAAUACAAUCAGCUUCAGAGACAUCAAUUAUUCCUAAAAAUUUUACCCGUAAACCAAAAUUUCAACCAAAACUAUGCACAGAAUUAAUAGAUAUCAUUCCUCCACCUGUAGUUGAAGAACCUCCUCCAGCUCAGGAAGUCCCACAAGGCAAAUCUGUUUCAGGAGGCCUUGGCGCGCCAAAAGGUCAAAUCAAAUUAUCACUUGGAGGAAAGCCAAAUCUUAGUGGUGGUGCUGCUCCAACUCUUAAUAUGUCUAACGGUGCUGCAGGAACAUCAAUUCCUAAGCUUCAGCAUAAUAUUGGUGGUAAAAAGGAUGAUGAUAAAUCUAAAGACGCCAAACCUACUACAGGACUCAAACUUAACACUCCUUCUCUUGGAGGCAGUGGAGGAGGAGGCCUUAAAUUGGCUGCACCAAAACUUUCGUUAUCAACUACUCCAAAGACAGAAGAGGCUAAGCCAGCUGAUGCUCCAGCCGGAGACAAGCCAGCCGAACCAGCUGCAGCUCCUGCAAAACCAGGCGGACUCGGAUUAUCAAUUCCUAAGCUUGGAACUACACUCGGAGCUAAGCCAGGCGGUUUAUCCCUUGCUAAACCAGGAGUUCCAGCUGCUCCUGCUGCAAAACCAGGAGGUUUAUCCUUAUCAAUUCCAAAAAUACCAAGUGCCGCACCAACGCCAGCUGCUCCUAAAGAACCAGAAGCUCCUGCCGAAACUACAACUACUACAACUACUCCUGCUGCACCUGCUGCAGCUCCAGCAUCCAAACCAGGAUUUAAUUUCACAAUUCCAAAGGCAGGUGCUCCUAAACCAGGUGGUAUCACUCUUCCUGGUCCUAAGGCACCCGCUGCUCCUGCUACUGGCGCUAAACCAGGUAUUACUAGUUUAUCUCUUUCUAAACCAGGUUCUGGAUUUAAUCCAGUAGCUCAUGGCCAACCAGCAGCACCAGAAGCAGCUCCUCCUGCUGUCGAACAAGCUCCAGCCGCUGAACAACCACCUGCAUCAGAACAAUCUUCUGAACAGCCAGCUCCUGAGCCUGCUCCUCCUGCAGAAUCAAAGCCAUCCUUAGGUUUUAAUUUGUCCAAACCAGCCGGAUCGAAUUUACCAAAAUUUGGCGGUUUCAACUUAAAUAUUCCAGGAAAACCAGCAGCCAAACCUGCAGAACCAGCACCAGCAAACACUUCUGCAGCAGCACAAGCAUCAGGUGAUGAAUGGGAUGCAGUCGCAGGACAACCUCCUCCACCAGCACCAGCGACAACUUCUAAGCCAGGAAAUACUGGACUUGGACUGUCUCUGCCAUCAACUAGUUCCGCAGCUCCUGCAAAUAAAGGCUGGGGAACUGUUGGCGCCAAUAAUGGUUGGAGUACAAAUAAACCAGGAAAUGCUUCCUCUGGAUGGAGUAUGGCUUCUAAGCCAAGUGCUUCAGGAAAUGGAUGGGGUUCAAGUAAAGCUUCAGGAAAUGGCUGGGGUAGUGGUUGGAAGAAAUAA
This is a messenger RNA of Trichomonas vaginalis G3, 1671 nucleotides long. RefSeq lists its product as uncharacterized. NCBI's taxonomy places the organism in Eukaryota, Parabasalia, Trichomonadida, Trichomonadidae. The coding region runs from base 1 to 1671 and encodes 556 amino acids. The transcript has a single exon. The record is from RefSeq and is a predicted model, not a curated record.